Messenger RNA from Carya illinoinensis, 2444 nucleotides. RefSeq names its product arginine/serine-rich coiled-coil protein 2-like. The transcript has 7 exons. Bases 784 to 2256 code for a protein of 490 amino acids. The record is from RefSeq and is a predicted model, not a curated record. Lineage: Eukaryota; Viridiplantae; Streptophyta; Magnoliopsida; Fagales; Juglandaceae.
GUUUAACAAGUAGGGAGCACUGUGUUCUCGAGCUCAUCUGAUCACGGAUCCUUUCGUUGAAGACCCGAGUCCAGGCGCCCGAGAAACAAAAAUGGCACGCACACAACCCUACCCACACGGAAAGAAAUACCAGUAAAUGAAUCCAUAAUCUUCAAUUGAAUGCCAAACCACUCAGUUAGACGGGGCUUAUGCUGCAGAUGAUGAACUUUGAUAAGAAAAUCCAAAAUACAUGGGAUUGUAAUGCCUCGGGGUUGUUCUUGUGUUAAGGGAAUGAUUAAAAUUACUUGAAUUUUGAUCUAAUUGUUUGUUUUUUAAGCAGAAAAUCCACAAAAAUCCAGUUAUUGGAUUUAUAAACCCGUAGUAUUAGACUGUACACGUAUAUGUAUAUGCGUGUGUUGUAUUUCUUUUGCUUCCAUUUUUUUUCCUCCGCUGUAACCAAAUGUAGGGAUGGGAAUGCAAACUGUGACGUGGAACUUAUUCUAUUUGUUUUUUAUUUUUCAAUAAACUGUUCAAAACCCGUAAUUGUGUCAUAUAUACCGUGGACAAUGUUAGAUGAUGAUUUAGCCUGUUUAUUAAAAAUAAUGUUCAACCAUAUUAUUUUGCAUGAAUGUUUCAUUCCUUUAUUUCAAUCUUUACAAUUUACUAAUUAGCCAUCCAUUCAGUGCUCUCGUUUCUCAAACAUAUCCUUUCCCCUUGGAUCUUUACAGAACAUAUCAACUGUUGUAUUUUCCUUAUGUAUGCUUAUUCUUGCAGUAUUGGUGCCAUUUUUAGCUGCCAGGUAUUAUGGAUUCAAACUUUCAGUCUCCAUUUCCAGACGAUGGUGAUGCAAAAACAACAUUUCGCAAGCCAUCUACAGAUGCAGCAAACGGGAAGUAUUGGCGACAUACUGGGUCAUCUUCAUCUGAUGAAAUUCUUAAGCGGGACCCAAGCUGUAGCCCAAAUAUCUCAAGGGAUGACCCUGUGAAAGUCUCUGAACCUCAACCAAGAAGGAAGGAUGAUGGUAGGGAAUUAGAAAGGAAUUCUAGGAGAAGCUACAGUAGAAGUGGCGAAUCUUAUAGACACUCUGAUAGACAGUCCUCUAGGGGUUCCCAUGGCUACUCUAGGCAUGAUGACUACGUACAUGCCAACUAUGCAAAUGAAGAAGAGAGAAACCAUAAAAGGUUAUCCUCCCAUUCUGGUCAAGAGGCAAAGGAUGGCUACUAUUCUGAGCAUACAGUAAAAGAAAGCGAGCAGAGUAGGUUGAGAGAUUAUUCAAGAAAGUUGGACAAAUAUUCCCGAGAUAAAUAUGAUGGGCAUAGGAGCGAUGAUAAGGAUAGAGAAGCCUCAUCCCUAGUACACCAGAAAUAUAGAGAGGAUUCAUCAUCUGAUAGAGCUGGAUCUGGUAGGAGACAUUCUCCUUCUGAAGAGGUUGAGAGGGGUAGGUACAUGAGGAGGAGUGAUGGUCGAGAUGAGAAGUGGGAUUAUUAUAGAAGUUCAGGAGAUUACAGAGGUGGCAGACUUUCCUAUGAAGAGACCUGGGCGCAUCGAAAUGGCUCGACUUCAGGAGGGAAUAGUGGUAACCAUCAUCUGAAAGAUGCUUAUAAGAGUGACCCAAUGGAUUUGGUUGGUCAGAGGCUUUCUAAAGAAGAAAAGAAGAAAAAUGUUGACCGAGAAACUAAGAGAUAUAAGGGUCAGUGCAUUAGAGAAUCAAUAGAGCUUGUUGAAGAUAAGUUUGCUUCUGUGACUGAAAAGCAAGAAUUUCCAGCAAAAAAACCAAAGCUGCAUAGUCUAGAUGAGGACGUGGAAUACGGGAAAGAUGUCAAACCAGUUUCAAAGUUUUCCUCUGUAGCUGAGGAUGCAAAAGUGACUCCUGGGCAGGGCCAGGCCAGUGACUCCAAUACUGCUAAUGAUCUAAACACUGCAAAAGUUGCUGCAAUGAAAGCUGCUGAAUUAGUGAAUAGGAAUCUGGUUGGAGUUGGAACUUGCAUGACUACUGACCAAAAGAAGAAGCUGCUGUGGGGAAACAAAAAGAAUACAACUGCUGAAGAGUCUGGGCGCCAUUGGGAUACAGCACUAUUUUCUGAUCGUGAAAGACAAGAAAAGUUCAACAAACUCAUGGGUGUGAAGGGCGACUUGACGUUGGAGCAAAAACCCGACAACCAGGAUGGGGGAGACCUUCAAGCCGAGAAGCAGAAAGAACUCCAGCUGGAUUUAGAAAAGCAAUACACUGCUGGACUCCGACGAAGGGACGGUCGUACCGUUGGAUUAGGUCUUUAAGCUUUAGCUAUGGAUCUUUCUGCACUCGAAUAUGGUGCAGUCCUACAAUGCUUUGCAUCAUUUCAUUGUACAAUUGCAGAAGAGUUAUGUUACUUGUAAUUCUAUACUUAUGGGAGGAUAUGCAUUGUUGGGAUUUUUCAGAUCUUGGCAAAAGAAUGGUCUUAUAUGACAUUUCCAACCUUGAUACA